CGCACCACGUGAGAAAUUCACGCCGCUUCCUCUCAUCCAAGAAAUGUGCCUUGAUAGUUGGCGCUGGGGAUAGCACCGGCGCAGCUGUCGCUCGAGCGUUUGCUGCCGACGGAUUCAUGGCUUGUUGCGUGCGUCGCGAUGGCGCCAAGGUGCAAGAGAUCGUGAAGUCGAUCCGAGCUGCGGGACACGACGCAGAGGGGUUUGGGGUGGACUGCCGCGACGAGUCCAACGUCGUGGCACUCGUUGACGACAUCGAACGCACGCUAGGUCCGAUCGAAGUCGCCGUGUUCAACGUUGGCGCGAAUGUAAAGUUUCCCAUCACUGACACGACUGCUCGGGUGUAUCGCAAGGUGUGGGAGAUGGCAUGCUUCUCGGGCUUCCUCGUCGGAAAGGAGGUGGCGUGUCGGAUGUUGCCUCGGCAACACGGCACGAUCAUAUUCACAGGAGCGACAGCAAGCGUUCGCGGAAGCGCCGAGUUUGCUGCAUUCGCGAGCGCCAAGUUUGGACUGCGCGCGUUGAGUCAGAGCAUGGCGAGGGAGUUGGGGCCGAAAGGCAUUCACGUCGCUCAUUUGAUUGUGGACGGAGCGAUCGACACCCCUUGGAUUCACGAAAACUUUCCCCAAGCCAAAGAAAGGUUGGCGCAAGAUGGUUCGUCCUGCCACAAUCAAUUUCUCUGCACUGAUCGGGUGCAAUGGGUUGGUCCAGGCCUUGUUCGACCAGAAGACAUCGGAAUGCUCUACGUGCAGGUCCACCAUCAACCCAAGACGGCAUGGACCCAUGAACUAGAUGUGCGGCCAUGGGUCGAGACGUGGUAGUGCGCGUGAAAGCCUCUACGUAGGUCGUUCGUGUGCCUUGAGCUGUCAGCUUCACUCAGUCAACCAGAUCCUAGCGCUUCUGUACUGGGUUCAUCUGUGGCCAUCUCAUGUCACUGAAUUCGUUCCUAUAU
Molecule: messenger RNA, 946 nt
Organism: Aphanomyces invadans
Lineage: Eukaryota; Oomycota; Saprolegniomycetes; Saprolegniales; Verrucalvaceae
Exons: 3
Coding region: 117-815 (232 amino acids)
Source: RefSeq, a predicted model, not a curated record